GCCGCCGCCGCCGCCGCCGCCGCCUCCGCUUCGGAGCUUGGGCAGUUUUAGGGGCCGCGGCCGCAGGCAGGAAAGCGCCCCUCUUUCUCCUCGCCGAAGCUCAGCCUAAUUCCCCAUGACCGCCCCCGGCCCCGCAGCCGACGGACGUCGCCCCAGCAUCCGGAUCUAACACGGAAGCCCGGGUCAGGGGCCGCGGGGGGAGGAGGAGGGCGACCCGGUCGGACCCGCGUCCCUCUUCGGCUCGCGCGGCGCUUCGGCCGGAGCCAUGACCUCGCUGACCCAGCGCAGCUCGGGCCUGGUGCAGCGGCGCACCGAGGCCUCCCGCAACGCCGCCGACAAGGAGAGGGCGGCGGGCGGCGGCGGCGGCAGCGGCGAGGACGACGCGCAGAGCCGCCGCGACGAGCAGGACGACGACGACAAGGGCGACUCCAAGGAAACCCGGCUGACCCUGAUGGAGGAGGUGCUCUUGCUGGGUCUCAAGGACCGAGAGGGUUACACAUCAUUUUGGAAUGACUGCAUAUCAUCUGGAUUACGUGGCUGUAUGUUAAUUGAAUUAGCAUUGAGAGGAAGGUUGCAACUAGAGGCUUGUGGAAUGAGACGUAAAAGUCUAUUAACAAGAAAGGUGAUCUGUAAGUCGGAUGCUCCCACAGGGGAUGUUCUCCUUGACGAAGCUCUGAAGCACGUUAAGGAGACGCAGCCUCCAGAAACCGUGCAGAACUGGAUUGAAUUACUCAGCGGUGAGACUUGGAACCCAUUAAAAUUGCAUUAUCAGUUAAGAAACGUGCGGGAACGAUUAGCUAAAAACCUGGUGGAAAAGGGUGUAUUGACAACAGAGAAACAGAACUUCCUACUUUUUGACAUGACGACACAUCCUCUUACCAACAACAACAUUAAGCAGCGUCUCAUCAAGAAGGUACAAGAAGCAGUUCUUGACAAGUGGGUGAACGACCCUCACCGCAUGGACAAGCGCUUGCUGGCCCUCAUCUACCUGGCCCACGCCUCGGAUGUCCUAGAGAACGCCUUCGCUCCUCUUCUGGAUGAGCAGUAUGAUUUAGCCACCAAGAGGGUGCGGCAGCUUCUCGACCUAGACCCGGAGGUGGAGUGUCUGAAGGCCAGCACCAAUGAGGUUCUGUGGGCGGUGGUGGCGGCGUUCACCAAGUGACUGCUUGGGACGAAGCAUUCUCCUUUCUCCCGUGUAAACCAGUAGUUUUUUCUUCUACUGACUUCUGGUUUUCUGCAGUUUGUACUUUCCCAUACUGUAAUUGGCUUUUGUUUUAGAAAAUGGUGGGUGGCUUUUUCUUUUUCCUAUGUAUGCAGGAUUCUGCUGGUACGAGAGGCCUUCCUCUUUCUGUUUUUAACAACGUUUUACUGCCAUAUUGGCAUUCCAGUCCCUGUUGGCAGUCUCACUGCUACCUGCUUUGGGGUUCUGGUACUUUGGCUUUCAGAGUACCCCAGGCCGCCUCCUCACAUGCACAGCUUUUGGAUCCCCUCAGCUUGAGUCUCCCACAUGUGCAUGUCCAUCUCAUGUUCCGCCUACGGUUCAGACAAGCGUCACACACGGCCUUCAGCUCACCAAAGGUAAAUAUCUGUAUCUAUUAGGACAUUUUAUACAUAGACCUCAGUUGAGAGAUGUAUACUUAGCAAAAUUAUUUUUAAAUUGAAACAGCAAAUACUUAAUAUAAAAUGCCCCUUGGAUUUUGCUUCCCAUGUAAAUCUAUUGUAUUAUUACACUUGCUAUAAUUUUAACUAUUAAAUCAUAAAGGUCCAGUUGUUUCACAAAGCCAGUUGGGGACGGGCUGCAUUCCAGUUAUGCUGUAUAUAGUUUCAAUUAUAUAUAAAUUGCCCCUUCUCUGGCUACCCCUGCCCAUCUUAGUAUUUUGCAAGAUUUAAUUAGUUGUGCACCUGGUGCCCCUCAUUUGCCUCAGUCAUUGUUAUUAGAUGGGAAAAUAGACCUCUCAUUGAAGGAGAGAGAAAAGAUGUGGCUCUGAUUGGUCUCAGAAUUUUUUGAGUUGUGCCAUUCAUGGUACUUUUUGCCUAUGCAUCUCCUUUCUGGAUUUUUGGGGGUGUCUUACUAUUUUUAUAAUUUCUGUAGGGAAGAGGCUUUUGACCAGUACUAAUCUUGAGUACAGUUUUUUUUUUUCUUCUUCUUUUCUGUCCACAAGUAAAUUAAUGUCUGCUCUGAAAUGUCAUUUAUCUACUCACACUUUGUUCGGGGGAGAAAAAUCAAAUAUCAGUCCUAGCAGAUGUUGCAUGUAAAUUGGUAGCAAGUAAUGACUACAACUCAGAUGAUUAAGAAUUUUGUAACAGAAAGCUCUGCUAUGUUUUAAUUUUUAUAUACAAUUAUGAUUAGCACAUCGUAAGAUUAUAAACCUUUGCUUUUUACAAGUUUAUUUUUACUCUUUAUCACUGUUUAUCAUACCACCAUUGGUUUCACAAUGUAAAUAUUAUACAUUGAACAAAUUAAAUGUCAAAUUUUGUAUUACCAUAGUUCAUGUUAAUAGUGGGGCUUUCAGGUGUCUAUAAAGAUUUUUUUGGUUAACAUUCAUUGCAAAAGUACUAGAUGGUGUAUAACUCUAGAGUUGAAUUUGAAGGGAUUCCUAAAUAUGUAUACUAUCUUUUUAUCUGAAGUAAUAAAUAAACUAUGAUCUUGAAAGUGCCUGAAUCAGA
Messenger RNA from Oryctolagus cuniculus (rabbit), 2667 nucleotides. It is a transcript of the gene GOLPH3, whose product is annotated as golgi phosphoprotein 3. The record is from RefSeq and is a predicted model, not a curated record. Gene Ontology annotation, cellular component: cytosol; Golgi cisterna; trans-Golgi network. NCBI's taxonomy places the organism in Eukaryota, Metazoa, Chordata, Mammalia, Lagomorpha, Leporidae. Gene Ontology annotation, molecular function: phosphatidylinositol-4-phosphate binding. Gene Ontology annotation, biological process: Golgi organization; Golgi to plasma membrane protein transport; Golgi vesicle budding.